Molecule: messenger RNA, 2128 nt
Organism: Amphiprion ocellaris (clown anemonefish)
Lineage: Eukaryota; Metazoa; Chordata; Actinopteri; Pomacentridae
Gene: serpinh1a
Product: serpin peptidase inhibitor, clade H (heat shock protein 47), member 1a
Exons: 5
Coding region: 184-1416 (410 amino acids)
Biological process (GO): negative regulation of endopeptidase activity; collagen fibril organization
Cellular component (GO): endoplasmic reticulum
Molecular function (GO): serine-type endopeptidase inhibitor activity
Source: RefSeq, a predicted model, not a curated record
UUCCACAGCAGAGGUUUUCAUUCUCUGAAACCGGGAAUUUGUCUCACACACUUCUGUUCUUGACUACAUUAACUUCUUCUGGAGGGGGUCCCUGCUGCACAGUCUGUUUGUAAGCAGCUUGAAGACAAACCUGCUGAUAUUUUCAAAAGACCUAAUAAGGUUAUCCCUCAUUAACAUUUCACCAUGUGGGUAACAAACUUGGUGUCCCUGGUUCUUCUGGCCACAGCAGCCUCAGCUGCCACCUCUGCAUCAGCAGACAAAGUACUGAGUAACCACGCCACCAUCCUGGCUGACAACAGUGUGAACUUAGCAUUCAGUCUCUACCAAAACAUGGCGAAGGAGAAAGAUGUUGAGAACAUCCUCAUUUCUCCUGUAGUAGUGGCCUCCUCUCUGGGUCUGGUGGCUCUUGGGGGGAAGGCCUCCACUGCUUCUCAGGUAAAGACCAUUCUGAAUGCAGCUAAAGUUAAAGAUGAGCAGCUGCACUCCGGCCUAGCUGAACUCCUGACCGAGGUGAGCGACCCAAAGACCCGCAACGUCACCUGGAAGAUUAGCAACCGCCUGUAUGGACCCAGCUCUGUCAAUUUUGUGGAUGAUUUUGUGAAGAGCAGCAAAAAACACUAUAAAUGUGACCACUCGAAGAUAAACUUCAGGGAUAAGAAGAGUGCUGUAAACUCCAUCAACGAGUGGGCGGCCAAGUCCACUGAUGGCAAACUGCCUGAGGUCACCAAGGAUGUGGAAAAGACUGAUGGGGCAAUGAUUGUCAAUGCUAUGUUUUUCAAACCUCACUGGAAUGAGCAGUUCCAUCAUAAGAUGGUGGACAAUCGUGGAUUUAUGGUUUCCCGUAGCUACACUGUUUCUCUUGAAAUGAUGCACCGAACAGGCCUCUAUGGCUACCUUGAUGACAAAUCCAAUAAGCUGUCCAUUCUGAGCAUGCCCCUGGCUCAUAAGAAGUCCACCGUGUUGUUCAUCAUGCCUCACCAUGUGGAGCCUCUGGAGAGACUGGAGAAGAUGUUGACCAAGAAGCAGCUGGAUACGUGGAUGGGCAAACUGCAGGAGACAGCUGUAGCUGUGUCUCUGCCCAAAGUCAGCAUGGAAGUCAGUCACAACCUGCAGAAACACCUCCAGGAGCUGGGCCUUACUGAGGCUGUGGACAAAUCUAAAGCUGACCUGUCCAACAUCUCUGGGAAGAAGGACCUCUACCUGUCCAGUGUGUUCCACGCCUCUGCCAUGGAAUGGGACACUGAAGGAAAUGAAAUGGAUACCAGCAUCUUUGCCACAGAUAAGCUGAAAAACCCCAGACUGUUCUACGCUGACCAUCCUUUCAUCUUUCUAGUGAAGGACCAGAAGACAAACUCCAUCCUGUUCAUUGGCAGGAUGGUGAGGCCAAAAGGUGAAAAGAUGAGAGAUGAAUUGUAACCGCGUGCUGACACAAACUUCUAAAUUAAAUGCCUGUGUGUGUAAGUGUAGAUUUUCUACUGCAAUAUGCUGAGAAAAAUGGGAAAUGAAAUGUACAUUUGAUACAGCAGAGGUGCCAUUCCGUAAUGUCACAUGUCCACAACAUUCCAUGCCACUUGACUUCGAAGAUGUAUUUAAGCAUUUCACCCUGUGUUUUAAGGAGCAAAGCAUUGUGCACACUUUAAAUUUUGAAAGGAUAUUUGAUAUCACUAUGUGGAAUUGUUACUUUUUUGUUUUUUUGACAGAUAACAUUGCAAAAUGAAUACUUAUGAUUUUCCUAAUUGAUGCUUUAAAUGUAAAAGUACAGUUUAUUUUAAUAGUGAAGCAAUAUCAUCAGUAUUUUUGCACACAUGAAACUGGUAUCUGUUGUCAUGAAGUCUUAACACUCUUUGCAGAAGGUGGACAGUACUCCUACUUGGGAGAGAUUUUAACUUAAAAAAACAAACCUCAGGAGCUUUUUAUUUCCAUCCUUUGCACUGCCACAGGCAACAAUGCUGUUCUUUGGUAUUAGCUUGCCCAACAUGCACUGGUCCCUACUAGGAAAGAAAUCCAAUCGUGGCUGAUAUAAUAAGAACUACAUAUAUGACAAUGUGAGCACGCAUGGUUUGACAUUACAAAAUGUGAAUGGGUUGUUCGAAAUUUCUGUUUUUGCAAUAAAAAUAUGAAAAAGCAA